Molecule: messenger RNA, 1533 nt
Organism: Benincasa hispida (wax gourd)
Lineage: Eukaryota; Viridiplantae; Streptophyta; Magnoliopsida; Cucurbitales; Cucurbitaceae
Product: cytochrome P450 71AU50-like
Molecular function (GO): monooxygenase activity; iron ion binding; oxidoreductase activity, acting on paired donors, with incorporation or reduction of molecular oxygen
Source: RefSeq, a predicted model, not a curated record
AUGGCUUUGAUUUCAGCCACCAUUUUUACACUUAUCCUUCUUGCUUGCAUCUUACAUUUAUUACUAUGCAAAAUCAAGGCAAAAAAUCUUCCUCCUGGUCCAAAAGGAUUUCCCAUUAUUGGUAGCAUCCAUUUAUUAAAAAAACUUGUUCAUAGAGAUCUUCAAAAAUUAUCUCAAACUUAUGGUCCCAUUAUGCACAUGAAAUUAGGGUUUAAAUCCACCAUUAUCAUCUCUUCUCCUACUAUUGCCAAGCUCUUCCUCAAAACCCAUGACCCUAUUUUUGCAAGUCGUCCAAUUUCUCAUACUUCCAACCAAAUGUCUUUCAACAGAAAAGAUAUAGCCUUUGCUCAAUUUGGCCCUUAUUGGCAUAAUAUGCGUAAAAUAUGUUCAUUUCAAUUGCUUACAUCUCUCAAAAUCGACUCUUUUUCAUCAAUUCGAAGGCAAGAACUUGGUUUGUUGAUUGAUCGUCUUCGAGAGGCUGCGAAAAAUCAUAGUAUUGUGGAUCUUAAUUCUCAAGUCUCUUCUCUUAUUGCUGGUGUGAUUUGUGUAAUGUUGUUUGGGAAGAAAUUUGUUGAUGAGGAGUUUAUGGCUGCAAUACAUGAAGUCACUUUCUUGGCUGGUGCUCUUAACUUGGGGGAUUUUAUUCCUUUUAUUGCCUUUCUUGAUCUUCAAGGAUUAGGUCGUCGUUCCAAAGCUAUUAGUAAGGCCUUUGAUGGAUUUUUAAACACGAUUAUCGAGCAACAUGUCGAGUUUAAGGACCAAAAUAACACUAAGAGUGGGCUUUUUGUGGAUGUUAUGUUGGAUCUCAUGAGGUCAGAAAAAACAAAGUGCCAAAUUGAUCGUACGAGUAUCAAAGGCGUAAUGUUUGACUUGAUUGUUGGAGGAGUGGACAGCACGAGCACCAUAAUCAAUUGGGCAUUAUCCGAGCUAAUCAAGCAUCCCCAAGUAAUGAAGAAAGUCCAAAAGGAAUUAGAAGAAGUGGUUGGUUUGAACAGAAUGGUGGAAGAAUCAGACUUGAACCAAUUGAAAUACUUGGAUAUGGUCAUAAAAGAGACCUUCAGAAUGCAUCCACCAAUUACAUUAAUCCCUCGCAAGUCCACCGAAGAUUGCAAUGUCAACGGCUACCAUAUUCCUAAAAAUACACACACAUUGAUAAAUGCAUGGGCAAUUGGACAAGACCCAAGUACUUGGUUUCAGUCUCAUAAAUUUUUUCCAGAGAGGUUUGUUGAUAGCCAAAUAGAUAUCAAAGGGAAAAAUUUUGAAAUGAUUCCAUUUGGAUAUGGUCGAAGAAGUUGUCCCGGAAUGCAAUUAGCGAUGACUUUGGUUCGAUUGAUUGUGGCUCAAUUGGUGCAUUGCUUUGAUUGGAAACUUCCAAAUGGUGCAUUGCCAAGUGAAUUAGAUAUGACGGAAGAAUUUGGUUUAACUUGUCCUAGAGCUCAAAAUCUUAGGCUCAUACCUACCUUUCAACUAACAAGUAGUAUCAGUAGCAAGACCAAGUCGAGCCACAGGGAGCCCAAGAUAAAACCUUUUUAA